Molecule: messenger RNA, 2026 nt
Organism: Eupeodes corollae
Lineage: Eukaryota; Metazoa; Arthropoda; Insecta; Diptera; Syrphidae
Product: piggyBac transposable element-derived protein 3-like
Exons: 3
Coding region: 206-2026 (606 amino acids)
Source: RefSeq, a predicted model, not a curated record
AGCGCCAUCUACUAUCUAGUAGCGGGACAAGAACCUAUUGAAGUGCUUAUAAUAGUACAGUUAUUUACAAAAUGAUGGUUCUGAUGAAAAAAAUGUUUUUUAUUUCAAGUAAGUUUCCGGUUUGUUAAAAGUGAACGACGGUCAGAUAACUUAUUUCAGAAAAGUGGUAAAAUUUGAAAUUUUAGCUUCAAAACGAUUAGAGAAGAUGAAGCCUAACAAACGUCUUGAUUCUACAGUUAUUGACCACAAUCUUGAGGUGCCGUCUGGUAGCGAAGAUGAAUUGGAACUGUCCAAUGGGGAUAGCGAUGACGACAUGAACAAAAUUCAGGAUCUGGUGGUGGGAGAAUUUGAAGUGCCUUCUGGAAUACUGCAAAAUGAUCCAAACAGCAUACCCAGUCGUCAGCCUAGUAAUACCAGCUAUUCGUCACAGCCGAGUACUUCUGGUGUCGUAAACUCUCGAUCCAGGCGGACAUCAUCACGAGCUCACCCACUACCCAAUCCAUCUUCAGUUCCACCAGCUCAACCGACCGUGAAUGUGAGACGAAUGAAACGGAGGUAUAUAUGGAAAAAGACGGAGUUUCAACCGCCCGUUACUACAUUUACAGGCGACGACAUACUGGAGGAACCGUACAUGGGUUUUGAGACACCAUUACAAUAUUUUUUGUAUUUUUUCGAUGAUGAUUUGUUGGAACACAUUGCUGAGGAAUCUACCAAAUAUAGCAUUCAGAAGGAUCCCUCAAAACCUCUUUUGGUCUCGAAGACAGAUACCAAAAAGUUUUUAGGUAUCUGUCUCCUGUUAGGACUGGUCCCACAACCAAAUAUUCGUAUGUUUUGGGAUUCAGACUUAGGUUUACCCAUUAUCACUGAGACCAUGACCUUGACUGAUUUCGAGAAAAUACGGAGUGUCAUUCACUUCAAUGACAACCAAAAUUUUAUACCGAGGGAUCAACUUGGACAUGACAGACUUUUCCGAAUUCGACCCAUAUUGGAGGCACUAAAAAAGAAAUGCCAAGCUGUUCCAAAGAGAGAAACCCUUUCGGUCGAUGAGCAAAUGUGCGCCACAAAAGCUUGCAACUUUCUUCGCCAAUACCUUCCCAACAAACCUCAUAAAUGGGGUUACAAGUUGUUGGUACUAUGCGAUGAUAAAGGUUUUGCAUAUAACUUUGAAGUUUAUUCCGGCACUGAAAACGCCGAUCAAUUUAGGCUUCCUGAUGAACCUGAUUUAGGUGCUAGUAGCAAUAUUGUUGUACGUUUGUGUCGUUGUGUUCCCAGGAAUAAGAAUUACAAAGUCUUCUUUGACAAUUAUUAUACUUCACCUGAAUUGAUAUCCUACUUGGCUAAGAUUGGAAUUCAUUCCUUAGGCACCGUCAACAAAGGCCGUUUAGGAAGUAAUUUGCAACUGCCAUCUCAAAAACAGUUAUCGGAUGCCAAUAAGACCCGUGGAUACUCAGAAGAAUGGGUCACUACUGUAGACGGGGUACCAGUGACAACAGUUAUGUGGCUAGAUAGCAAACCUGUGGUUUUAUUAUCUUCUUUCGUCGGUGAGCAGCCUAAAGACAAAGUAAGACGUUUUGAUAAAAAACGUAAACAGUACAUAGAUGUCGAUGCCCCAAACGUAAUUCCACAUUACAACCGACAUAUGGGUGGAGUGGAUUUAUUGGACUCCUUUAUCGGAAAACAUAAAAUAAAAAUGCGUACAAGAAAGUGGUAUAUGCGAAUCUUCUACCACUUAAUUGAUGUGAUGCUAAUAAACAGCUGGCUUUUGUAUAAAAGAGUAGAGUCGCUGAGACAAAACACUAAACUGAUGAAGCUUCGGGAAUUUCGACUGGAGGUAGCUAAAUCACUGUGCUUAUCUGGAGCAUCUAUGACAAGAAAGAGAGGACGACCAUCAUCAUACAUAUCAGAUAUGCUUGACGAAAGAAAGAAAAAGAAGCCAAAAGCCAACAUACCACCUAAAGAUGUUAGGAUCGACGGAAUUGACCAUUUUCCUUGCUGGUCAAAUGAUAGACAGCGGUACUCAGUAUAG